AUGGCAAGCCGCUCGAGCCCCCGCUGCCUGCUGCUCUUGCGCUUGCGCCCCCCCCGCCCUCGCCGCUUCCCCGCUUCUUCUCGCCGUUUCCCCCCUCCCAUCGCCGCUUUCCCCCUCCCCUCCUGCUUCCCCCUUCUCUAUUUCCAUCGCCCCAUCCCUCCUCCUCGCCGCUUCUACAUUCCCCCUCGCCGUCUCCUCUCCACCUGCUCGCCGCGCUCCACCACGCCGCACUCCUCUGUCAUUCCUUCGUUCCUCCACCCCCCAGUCGCGCCCUGCGUCCUCCCCAACCCAUGCACCAUGCACCCCAUGCAUCCCAUGCAUGCAUGUGCCGGCACGUGUGCAUGGGAGCGCAUGCACUGGUGGGUGGGAGCGCAUGCACUGGUGGGUGGGAGCGCAUGCACUGGUGGGUGGGAGCGCAUGCACUGGUGGGUGGGAGCGCAUGCACUGGUGGGUGGGAGCGCAUGCACUGGCGGGUGGCCUCACAUGGCACUGGCGGGUGGCCUCACAUGGCACCACACGGCUUGCUGCGCGUUCAUAGGGCUACUGGGCACGGUGGGGCCCACGUACACGGGCGUCAUCGUGGCGGACGUGGGCGUGGCGCUCUUCGGCCUGGUGGCCGUGGCCAGCGGGUACCAGGCGCUGGGGCGCACAUACGCCGCACUGCUCAUGCUCAUGCUGCUCCUCGACUCCCUCUGGCUCGCCCUCUUCGCCCCCCACAUCUGGUGCCCUCUUCGCCCCCCACAUCUGGUGCCCUCUCCUGCUCACUCGCCCCACCUCCCUACGCCCAGCUGCUCCUCCCUACCCGCACAUCUCCUCGUCCUCUCUCCCAGUUCCAUCUCUUUGCCAGCCCUCGUUUCUGUACCCGCUGCCACGGGCACGACCCGCAGCGUUCACAACACCUGCACCGCCUCACAUGCAUCUUCAACUCACUCUGCACCUUACUCCUUGCUUCACCUGCCACCACCCUCUCUCCCCCUCCGCCACACCCUGCAUGCCCGCCUCAUCAUGCUGGACAUGCCCUCUCUCACUCGCCUCAUCAUGCUGGACAUGCCCUCUCUCACUCGCCUCAUCAUGCUGGACAUGCCCUCUCUCUCUCGCCUCAUCAUGCUGGACAUGCCCUCUCUCACUCGCCUCAUCAUGCUGGACAUGCCCUCUCUCACUCGCCUCAUCAUGCUGGACAUGCCCUCUCUCACUCGCCUCAUCAUGCUGGACAUGCCCUCUCUCACUCGCCUCAUCAUGCUGGACAUGCCCUCUAUCACUCGCCUCAUCAUGCUGGACAUGCCCUCUCUCUCUCGCCUCAUGCUGGACAUGCCCUCUCUCACUCGCCUCAUCAUGCUGGACAUGCCCUCUCUCACUUUUCCUUUGCCAAAUCCCACCCUAACCAACUCCACCGCACCCCACCCCAGCCCACUGCUAGAGAGCGAGGAGCUGACGGCGCCGUGGAGGCAGCACCCGCUGGUGGCGCUGGCAGUGCUGCUGGAGCUCACGUGCCACUCCCUCACCUUCACGCUGCGCCUCCUCUCCGCCCUGCUCUGGCUUCAGCUGCUGCGCUUGGGCCUGGCACACGCCAGGGAGGGCAUCGCAUGGCACUGUCGUGUGUUCUUAAGGAUUUCCCAGAGCCAACUGGCCCCGUCCGUGCCUCGCCCCUCCGUCACAUCCACCAACUCUCGCCUGGGCCUAGCGGAUGGCAUCGAGGCCGUGGCCAUGGCAAGGCCGUGGCCAAGUCAGAGGUUGUCUAGGAUUCUCAAAAGCCAGCGAGACCCGCUCCUGCCCAUCCCCCGCGUGCAGAUGCUGCGCCUGGGCCUGGCGGACAGCAGGGAGCCCACACCCGUGCCCACCUCAGAGGUGCACGCCUACCUCCCUGCCUACGACAGCCUCGGCCCGUACCGCCCUGCAAGCUCGGCAACGCCGGACCUGAGCCCCACGGCGGGGCGGGAGCGGGCGGUGGGUGAUGAGUUCGUGGGCAGCGCCAUCUUCCACCCGUCCGCCUUCGCCACGCUCUUCCAGUCCGACACCCUCCUCAACUACCUCUCUGAGGUGCGCUCUUCCAGUCAGACACCCUCCUCAACUACCUCUCUGAGGUGCGCCCACCUGCUCAACUACCUCUCUGAGGACGGCAGCAGCAGCGCGCCCAACAGCCUGGACAGCAGCUAUGGGGGGCACCCCGUGGCCGCAGGCGCGGAGGACACUGAGGUGCAUGGGUGGGAUGGGGUGAUAUGGGGUGACGUAAUGUGA
This is a messenger RNA of Closterium sp. NIES-65, 2235 nucleotides long. The record is from the annotation of a GenBank genome assembly. Lineage: Eukaryota; Viridiplantae; Streptophyta; Zygnematophyceae; Desmidiales; Closteriaceae.